Messenger RNA from Volvox carteri f. nagariensis, 1675 nucleotides. RefSeq lists its product as uncharacterized. The transcript is spliced from 3 exons. Lineage: Eukaryota; Viridiplantae; Chlorophyta; Chlorophyceae; Chlamydomonadales; Volvocaceae. The record is from RefSeq and is a predicted model, not a curated record. The coding region runs from base 168 to 1175 and encodes 335 amino acids.
AGCCGGCCAGAGUUCUCCCAGCCGUGGCUAUAGUCGCCGGAAGGGACAGGGCUAUGUUAAUCUUGGCAGCGCGCCCACCGUCUUCGUUGCUGAGAGUUUCGAUGGCCCUAGGCAGCAGCGCUGAGUGGUGACCGCGGGAAUGGGGGAGUGAUGUGGGUCGCGCUUGUAUGAAGAAUUUCUGGCAACCAGGUUCGUGGUGUUUUAUUAGGUGCUGCGUGAUGUUUCACGGCGGAGCUGCGGAGGCCCCGUGGUUCCGAUGGAUUCCAAGUCUUGAGGCGAAGUUCGGCGAGCAUCCGUUCACUAUCGACCUGUCCCUGAACCACUUGAAGGUGGAGGACGUCGACGUUCUUGUGCCGUGGCUGAAGAAGUAUUUAGGGCUUCGCAUCGUCAUCAAUCACAACGAUUUCAAUCUUCCUGAGCUUUGGAAUCACUUUGAACGGAAAGACGAUGCCUUUCAGCUCAUUCGGUUGCUCACGACGGGGCGUCUCCAUUUCAGCUCUACGCUUCUGCACCUGCUGACGGAGUCGGUUUUUCUCAAGCAGAUGGAGAAGAUCAAGACAGUAUCCGACAAAACAGAAAAACUUCAAAACUGGCAAAAAAUGGCAAGCUUCGCUGUUGAAGACGAGGUCAACUGCCUCAUCCGCAACUACUACGAGGCGCUGGGAUACGCAGUCGCUCCAUUGGCUCCCGGGGCCCGCUCUGCUGGUCUUGCGAUGCUUUCUCCGAAGAUUCCUGUGAAAGGGAAGCCCGUGCAGCACCUCUACUCGUUCGAUGCAGCUUAUCAACUCGCGAAGGAGGACGAGGAGCUUGUGGUGCUUGGUGAGGUCAAGCACUCACUGGACACGCGGGAUGUGCAGGAUUUUUGGAAGAAAGUGUCCUUGUUCGAGAAGCGGUUGAAAAGAAUCCAAGAGGGCACACUGCCCAUGGGUUCACCAGCCUUCAACGCGCAAAACAAUGCACUCAAGCGGUAUCUGGGUGCGCGUAUCAAGGCCUUCGUAGGUACCGUGCACGUGCAGCCUGCUGCUUUGGCUGCAGCUGCCAAAGCGGGGUACGAUGUUGUGCUGCCGGGCGGGGCCAGGUUCGAGCUGAAGACUGCCGAUGAGGCUCAAGAGAUGGCGAAGUUGUGGUCCGCUACCGCCCCAAGCUAUUUGCAGGCCGAAGAGGACGAAUGCUAGUAUGCAAUCCUGUCGUGAGGUUGCAAGUUGGAAAAACAGCCUAUAUCAAUUUGUAUUCUUAGGAAGCGUUUGUCCCCGACCAAUCUACGGGUCCACAUGUGUAGCUCAGCGACCCUACUGUGCAAUCGAGCUAUGAACCGAUGCCCACCUCGCGCCUUUGGGCCUAGCUCCGAUAAUAAAAGCCCGUAUGCAGGAGAGCGCGUUGAGAUCCGUAGUUCGGCUGACCCAGUGGUCGUCUCCUACCAUGCCUUCGAGCCCACCCAGCGACGCAUCUUCUGGAUAAAUGUCUUCUUCUGCAACGGUAGGCUCUGCAGUGGUAGGUUGGUCGUGCUGCCUUUGGGGGCGGAGCGGCAUUUGCGGGUCGCGGUUUGCAGCAGUGGCACUUCUGCGUACACCGUGCUCCCUAAUAAGCCUAGCACGCUUACGUUUGGUUCCAAAUUAAUAAAUUUGGAAGAUUGGUACUCAUUGCAUGCUCAGCUUCCUCUUAAUUGGACAUAGUC